UACCUCUCUGUCUGUGUGUGAGAGAGAGCGCCCAUUAGCAACCUCUGUGUGUGAGUGAGCUGAGCGAGAGUGCAAGAGAUGGAAGCAACGGCAGUGAGCUUGGCGAGGUCCGUGCUGGACGGGGUCCUGAGCAGCGCAGGGUCUGCCGUCGCAGAUGAGGUGGCGCGUCUCCUGGGCGUGCCCAAGGAGGUGGAGUUCAUCCGCAACGAGCUGGAGAUGAUGCAGUCCUUCCUCAGGGUGGCCUCGGCGCGCCCCGAUACCGCCGUGCGCAACGACACCGUGCGGACUUGGGUGAAGCAGGUGCGCGACCUUGCCAACGACGUAGAGGACUGCCUCCUCGACUUCGUGCUCUACUCCGCCACAGCCUCCUCCUCAUGCUCACCACAGGUCUGGUCGUGGCUCCCGGGGCCCCUUGCUGCGCGCCACCGCAUCGCCACCAAGAUCCGGGACCUCAAGGCCAGCGUCGAGGAGCUGAACCAGCGCAACCAGCGGUACCACAUCGUCAUGGACAACUACCCCCCACCACGUGGCAUCGAAGAUGUCCAGCAGCCAUCCGGCAGCAUACUACUACUCCCCGGCCACGACGUGCUGUCGGCCGCGGAGCUCGCGUUCCAGGAGCUGGACAUGAUCGGCCGGAUCAAGGAGAAGGCCGAGCUUCGUGACCUCAUCUCCCUCAGCAACGGUGCUGCGCUGUCCGUGGUGUCGGUGUGGGGAAUGGGAGGCAUGGGCAAGUCGUCCCUGGUCAGCAUCGUGCGCAACGACCCGGUGCUCCUCGACGAGUUCGACUGCGGUGCGUGGGUGACCGUGCCACACCCGCUUGACAGCGCCGACGAGUUCAGGCGGCGACUCAGGAAACACCUCGGGCUCGAAGUGGCACACGACGUCCGGGAGCACCUCAAGGACAAGAGGUAUGUCAUCGUGGUCGAUGACCUGCUCUCCCAAGAGGAGUGGGGACACGUGUGGCAAGUCCUCAAUUUCCACAACGGCAAGGGAAGCCGCGUCAUCGUCACGACGCGGCGUGAGGACGUCGCCCGGCACUGCGCCGGGAACGUGGGAGAAGGGCGUGGCCAUGUCUACGAGCUCAAGCCACUUCAGGAUAAGGAAUCCAAGGAUCUCCUGUUUCAGAAGGUCUAUAAAACAACUGAGUAUACUUUAUCCAAGGAAAUGGCAGAGCAAGCGAGUCAUAUCUUAAAGAGAUGUCGGGGGCUUCCGCUUGCCAUAUCCACAAUAGGUGGUCUCCUAGCCAACAGGCCCAAGACAAGCAUGGAAUGGAUGAAGUUGCAUGAACACCUUGGAGCAGAGCUUGAGUCAGAUCUCCGCAACAUCACUAGAGUGAUUGUCUCAAGUUAUGAUGGCUUGCCGUAUCACUUAAAAUCAAUCUUCCUAUACCUCAGUAUAUUCCCUGAGAACCAUGAGAUCAGAUGCACCCGUCUAUUGAGACGGUGGAUGGCAGAGGGUUAUAUAGCAAAGAACCGUGAUAUGCCCGUGGAAGAAGUAGGAGAGCGUUUUUACAAUGAGCUCAUCAACCGAAGUAUGAUCCAGCCUUCAAAGAAGAACAUUAUCCCUGGCGUGAGAGUUAAUCGCUGCCGAAUUCAUAGCAUGGUUCUACAGAUCAUCCUGUCCAAGGCCGUUGAGGAAAACCAGCUCUUCAUCAUCGAGAAGCAAUGCGAUGAGGUUCCACAUAGUAAGAUACGCCACCUGGUAGUAUCCAGAUGGAAGAGGAGGAAGGAUAAACUAGAAAACAUAAACUUGUCUUAUAUUCGAUCAUUGACGGUCUUUGGAGAAUGCCCUGUUUCUCUCAUCUCUCCUAAAAUGCGGCUUCUGCGAGUGCUGGACCUAGAAGAUACAAUCAAUGUGAAAAAUGAAGACCUUCGGCACAUAGGGGAGCUGCAUCACCUAAGGUAUCUUUCUUUGAGAGGAACAGAGAUUUCAAAGCUUCCAUCUUCUUUGAAAAACCUUCGGUACCUAGAGACGCUAGAUAUCCAAGAUACACAGGUGACAGAACUCCCUCACGGAAUUGUCAAACUUGAGAAGCUACGUUAUCUUCUUGCUGGCGUUGACUUCUCAAAAGAUCUAUUGCAAAAGGUGGUGCAGUCAAAGGUGGAUAACCGGAAGACCAACCUGUUGGGAAAGAUGGCAAACUUUCUUUGCUGCAACCGCAGGGAUUAUUGCAAGAUUUCCAACAUUGAUCAACUCAGUGUAAGGGCUCCCGAAGGAAUCGAGAAGCUAAGAAACUUGCAUAUGUUAGUUGCGUUCAAUGUUGGACAUGGCAAUGGUGUGGCAGCGAGGAUCAAGAAGCUGACGAACCUGCAAAAGCUAGGUGUUACAGCCACAGGUCUCACAGAGGAAGAAGGACAUGAGCUGUGCAGGUCAAUAGAGAAGCUCGAUCGAUUGGAACGGCUUGAGGUGCGUGCUGAUUCUCUUCAGUUCCUUGCCAAGAUGAAUGAAUCAGCAACACCAAAGCAUCUAGCUUCACUCAGGCUAUUAGGAGGUCUAUUCUUUUUGCCUAAAUGGAUCACUUUACUCAAUGAUCUGGUCAAAGUGAAGCUGCUAGGGACAAAGCUGGAGCAGGGGCAAGUUAAUAUCCUUGGGAACUUGCACAAUGUGGCUUUGCUUGGCUUGUGGGAGAACUCCUACAUAGGGGACUCUUUGCGAUUCAGUAGUGGUAAAUUCCCAAAGCUGAAGUUCCUUGACAUGGAUGGUCUUGAGAAGAUUGAAACUGUGACGAUUGAGGAAGGGGCCAUGCCUGAGCUUGAGCAACUUUGGGUAAACAACUGCAAAGCACUGCACGACAGUGAUGAUGGCUUGUCUGGAGUGCCACAUCUUCCAAACUUGAAUGAGCUUCUUCUGAAGAAAUGUGGUGAGAAGGAGAAACUGAUGAAGAAACUGCAAGAGCAGGUCAGUGAUCAUAUCAAGCGCCCUAAGUUCCUCAUUGGCAAGUCCAUUGUACCGACUAGCUCAAAGCCUAGCAUGAGCGUGGUGGACGAGCAAUGAGGAUCAAAGGCUUCCCCUGCCCUAAAAAAGGCUUUUCAUAAAUUAUUUAUGGUAUUUUGUCAUUUUGUGUAUAAUGUUUAGUGUAUAUAUAAGUUAUCUGUCUGUUUCGUUUCACCUUGGGACAGAACUCCAAUAACUACAAAUAGCAGUCCAGUAAACUUCAGAAAGUGAAGUGAAAAAACUUAUAGGUGGUUUCUGUGUUUGAGAUUUCUACCAUAUGGUAGUUCUAACCAAUGUUACUAUGACCAUGUUGGCAUUCCUUUUUGUCGAAUCAAAAUUUUGUUUGUCUC
This is a messenger RNA of Brachypodium distachyon (stiff brome), 3284 nucleotides long. RefSeq names its product disease resistance protein RPM1. Gene Ontology annotation, molecular function: ADP binding. Gene Ontology annotation, biological process: defense response to other organism. The record is from RefSeq and is a predicted model, not a curated record. The transcript has 2 exons. The coding region runs from base 79 to 2994 and encodes 971 amino acids. NCBI's taxonomy places the organism in Eukaryota, Viridiplantae, Streptophyta, Magnoliopsida, Poales, Poaceae.